GCUCGCUUGUGCCUCGUCGUUUCGUCCUUCAGUCUCGCGCAAUCGGUCCGGUCUCGCGUGGAAUCUUUAGGUGCAGUUUUUGCAAGUAGAUUUUCGGUAAAUUUAUUGCAUCAACAGCUUCCCGGUUUCCUAGAAAGAAGUGCAACCACGCUCGCAAUGACCAUCAGUAGUUUUCUGCGGGUUCGCGCCUCUCUGGCCACGGCCAAGUGCGUUCUUGAGAAUGCUAAACAAUCGUUCUCGAGUCACGCGGCUUUUGCCGAGCACGCAAAGCUGGAGAGAAUCCGGAACAUUGGCAUUUCGGCGCAUAUCGACAGCGGGAAGACGACGCUGACCGAGCGCAUCCUGUUCUACACCGGUCGCAUCAAACAGAUGCACGAAGUCAAGGGGAAGGACAAUGUGGGAGCCACCAUGGAUUCGAUGGAGCUGGAACGACAGCGCGGGAUUACGAUCCAAUCGGCUGCCACCUACACGAUGUGGAAGGGCCACAAUAUCAACAUUAUCGAUACGCCCGGUCAUGUGGAUUUCACUGUGGAGGUGGAGCGCGCUCUGCGAGUGCUGGAUGGCGCCAUUCUGGUCCUGUGCAGUGUGGGAGGCGUGCAGAGCCAGACGUUGACCGUCAAUCGGCAGAUGAAAAGGUACAAUGUCCCUUGUUUGGCCUUCAUCAACAAGCUGGACCGUACGGGAGCCAAUCCCUACCGGGUUCUGGGUCAGAUGCGUUCGAAGCUCAAUCACAAUGCCGCCUUCAUUCAGCUCCCGAUCGGAGUGGAAAACAACUGCAAAGGAAUAGUUGACCUGGUUAAACAGAAGGCUCUGUACUUCGAGGACCAGUUGGGGCUGACCGUGCGGGAGGAUGAGAUUCCACAGGAUAUGAGAACGGAAAGUGACGAGCGUCGCCAUGAGCUGAUUGAGCACCUAUCGAAUGUGGACGAAUCCAUUGGGGAGCUGUUUUUGGAGGAGAAAACGCCCUCAGAGCAGGAUAUUAUGGCCGCGAUUCGCAGGACGGCUUUGAAGAGGACUUUUACUCCAGUUUUGGUUGGAACGGCCUUGAAGAACAAAGGAGUACAACCACUCUUGGACGCGGUUCUGAACUAUUUGCCUCAUCCUGGCGAAGUCGAGAAUAUUGCCCUGAUUGAAAAGAAGGGCCAGGAACCACAGCAGAUUGUGCUAGAUCCUGCUCGUGAUGGUAAAAGUCCAUUUGUGGGGUUGGCAUUCAAACUGGAGGCGGGACGGUUUGGUCAACUGACUUACUUACGUUGUUACCAAGGCGUGCUGAAGAAGGGAGACAGCAUUUUCAACGUCCGAUCGGGUAAGAAGGUCCGAUUGGCUCGCCUUGUUCGGUUGCACUCGAACAACAUGGAGGACGUUAAUGAGGUCUACGCCGGGGACAUUUUCGCCUUGUUUGGCGUGGACUGUGCCAGCGGUGAUACCUUCGUGACUAAUCCGGAUUUGGAACUGUCCAUGGAAUCUAUUUUCGUACCGGAUCCUGUGGUUUCGAUGGCCAUCAAACCGGCCAACAACAAGGAUCGAGACAACUUCUCCAAGGCGGUUGCCCGAUUCACUAAAGAGGAUCCGACCUUCCGGUUCGCGUAUGAUAGCGAUGUUAAAGAAACGCUCGUUUCCGGAAUGGGUGAACUCCAUCUGGAAAUCUACGCCCAACGAAUGGAACGCGAGUACAACUGUCCCGUAAUUCUGGGCAAGCCAAAGGUUGCCUUCCGUGAGACGCUAGUAGCUCCUUGUGAAUUCGACUACCUCCACAAGAAGCAGUCCGGUGGUCAAGGUCAGUAUGGUCGGGUGACGGGCAUUCUGGAACCGCUUCCACCUCAUCAGAACACAACCAUCGAAUUCACCGAUGAAACCAUUGGUACUAACGUUCCGAAGCAGUUUGUUCCCGCCAUAGAAAAGGGUUUCCGCCAGAUGGCCGAAAAGGGUCUGCUGUCGGGCCACAAACUGUCCGGUAUCAAGUUCCGCCUGCAGGACGGUGCUCAUCACAUUGUAGAUUCUUCGGAAUUGGCGUUCAUGUUGGCCUCGCAGGGUGCCAUCAAGAGCGUAUUCGAGAACGGAAGCUGGCAAAUCCUAGAACCGAUCAUGUUGGUCGAAGUCACGGCACCGGAAGAGUUCCAGGGUACGGUUAUCGGGCAGCUGAACAAACGACACGGUAUCAUCACUGGAACCGAAGGGUCGGAAGGAUGGUUCACGGUGUACGCCGAGGUCCCCCUGAACGAUAUGUUUGGCUAUGCUGGUGAGCUGAGGUCUAGCACACAGGGCAAGGGCGAGUUCAGUAUGGAGUACAGUCGGUAUUCGCCGUGCAAACCGGACGUGCAGGAGAAGCUGAUGCAAGAUUACCAGAUUGCGCAGGGUAAUGUGGUGGUGGACGCCAAGAAGCAGCAGAAGAAGAAAAAUUGAGAGAUUUUUCGUUUGGAUGGCAUGACGAAAAGCGGGUGUUGAUCUGUACAUACUAGGAUUAAUUGAAACUAUGUUACAUUCAAGAUAGGCUAACCAAUUGGAACCAAUGAGUAAAAGAUUUAUAAUUCCGAAAAA
Aedes albopictus (Asian tiger mosquito) is the source of this 2538-nucleotide messenger RNA. It is a transcript of the gene mEFG1, whose product is annotated as elongation factor G, mitochondrial. The record is from RefSeq and is a predicted model, not a curated record. Bases 157 to 2403 code for a protein of 748 amino acids. Gene Ontology annotation, biological process: mitochondrial translational elongation. Lineage: Eukaryota; Metazoa; Arthropoda; Insecta; Diptera; Culicidae. The transcript is spliced from 3 exons. Gene Ontology annotation, cellular component: mitochondrion. Gene Ontology annotation, molecular function: GTPase activity; translation elongation factor activity; GTP binding.